AUGGUCAUAGUUCUUCGUCUGGGCAGUCACGCGUGUCGGUCACGCUCAAGACGGUUCUUCAAACGUACGGUGUUGGGGCCGACUUUCCUGGAGGUGCCGAUCCUCAGGAUGAUGCUGGAGCCGCUCAUCAUGGCGGUGCUGGCCAUGCUGUCUGGGUGCUCGCUGAUCUCGCAGAUCCUGGUCGGCAACCGGCGGGGGCUAAAAGCGUUCAUGAAGAUGUUGUUCAUCAUGGAGGUGGAGGAACGGACCACCCUGGUGCUGCAGAUGCUCGUAGGGUUCCUGAAGAUCUCGAUUAACGGUCUGCUCUUGUCGGUCGCUCAUGGUGUCCCUGGCUCUCCCGAUCGUCGGCCUGCCGAUGGCGCUAAAGAUCGCGUUGCCUCUGGGGCUCCUGGUGGUGCUAGCGCUCAUGAUGUGAAUGGUUCUGUCGAUUGUCGGCCUGGUAAGCGCGAGCUUGGCCAGGCACAGUGGUCCUUGCGAUGGGGAUGCUCAGAGUCCUGUUGGUGA
Prorocentrum cordatum is the source of this 504-nucleotide messenger RNA. The record is from the annotation of a GenBank genome assembly. Lineage: Eukaryota; Dinophyceae; Prorocentrales; Prorocentraceae.